GUAACGUGAUACCCCUCUGAUGGGCACAACACGGCCGGCAGAUUGACUUAGAAAGCGGUGGUACCCACGGUUGACAAACUUUCAGCUCUGUCGUUCCCUGUAUUGUGUAGAUCGGGUGUUGGUAUGUGGGAAUACAUACGGGAGUGGUGGGAUAUAUAACUACAUGUCGUAAUUUAAGUUUAAAAAGGAGGUUAAAUUGACAGAGGUAAAUUCUGUUGUGCGGAAUGCUACAUAUGACGCGUCAUCGGGAACUUCUCAGUCCGACUUACGCCCAGUGUUUGGAGGAGUAGGCCCACGUUCUGUAAUUCCUGGCAGGGUGCUAAGUAAGGGACGGCUGCCGCUAACCUUUCCUCCUGUCACAUCCCAGCCACGCUUACACUACCUGGUCGUCAAUAUGGCAGACAAAGUGACGGAUGAAACACUGAGAGGUAAGCUUAUGAGAAAUGGCGGGAAGCGUUUUCAAUGUUUGACAAGAAUGGUGACGGUCACAUCAACAGUACAGAACUGGGGACAGUGAUGCGGUCACUAGGACAGGCGCCAACAGACGAAGACCUCUACAAAAUCAUACACGACGCCGAUAACGACGGCAGUGGAACGGUAGACUUCGAUGAGUUCGUGGAAAUGAUGAUUCGGUUUAUGAAAAACAUUGACCCAGAAACGGAAAUGCGGGACGCAUUUAAAGUGUUUGAUAAAGACGGAAAUGGCAAUAUCAGUUCAUCGGAGCUGAGGUACGUUAUGACCAACCUGGGUGAGCGUCUUUCGGAGGACGAGGUGGAUGAAAUGAUCAAGGAGGCUGACAUUGAUGGAGACGGACAAGUGAAUUAUGAAGAAUUUGUAAAGAUGGUGUGUAAAAAGUAAAGGAUUUCAACUGAUGUCGAUAAGGAUAAUGAAACAAGCUUUAUUCAGCUUUUACAACCAUUCCAUGGGAAUCAUGCACAUCCUACUCUGAGGCAUUAGAAGGUCAAGGACACUUAUACAAUGCUACGCUGGAAGGUCGAGGUGAGCAAAUCAUUCGGUAGUGCGUGGACAAUUCAACGUCUCCAUCUCAUUCACGUUUGAAGGUCAACGUUUCUUAUUAAUUAGAAUGGAAUUUUGACAUUGUCUAUGAGACUUGGAUGGUGGUUACCUUUUUCUGACCUUUUGACCUUGAACAUUAGAUAUCGCUUCUUCACAAUAACAUACGUACAUAGUCAUGCAUACAUGUAAUCUCGUUACCUGACCUUGUGUAUCAUCGCUGCUACAAGGACAUCGUCAAGGGUUUGGAAACGAGGUUUUAUCUUGUAAAGCGUCAUGUUCAUUCCCCGUCAAAGCGUGCAAAUGUAAACCCUGGCAGAGUGGUGAAUAAUAGCUUAGGUUUAUAUAUACAAUCGUGACCCUUGCAUACAUGUUCUUCACUCAGAAUGACGGACGUUGCUGAUAAAAUCAGCAGUUUGGAUUUGUAUCUGUGCCCUGCAAGAGUGUCCAGCUAAGUGCUUUAUAAGUGCUCAUUUGUUUACAUGAUCGUAUAUUUCUGAUGAAAAUAAGAAGAUAAGUUCCUACAGUGGAACUGCUACAAUAAGAGGUACAGACACGUAUUGUGAUAACAAAUAGUCGUCAUACAUUUAAUUCCGGUAUGCAAUGUAUAUAUUGAUGUUGCUAAUUUUAACAUUCAUGGAAAUGAAAUGAAUUAACAAAUGAAUUGCCGACUUCCAUUCCUUUUAUUUUUUGCAGUUGUUGCUAUAAAAGGAAUGGAUACAUUCGGCUGUACUUGUUUGCAAAAAAGCAAAAAAAAAGCAAAAACGUCAGCCCUUCAAGACAAUAUCAAAAUAUUUUUCUGAUUUUUAGUGCUUUCGUAUUAAUAUCUAUUGCAACAAAAAUGCAUGUUAAGAAUGUCUAUCACAAAAAAACUUGUAACUUCUGAUAGAAUUUGUUUUUAUUUUUCUGAUCUACAUGAAGGCUUUUGUAUAUGAUAUCUUCCUGUUAUUAAUAUCGAUAAUAGAUAUCCAAAGAACUGAUAGUGUAUUGUUAAAAUUCAUACUUGGUAUAUGUAAUAGAAAAUUAUUUGUAUUUUCAAUAUUUAGCUGUUCAUCUUAAUAUCUCAUUUACCUUAUUUGUUUUUAAAUGAUUAACAAUGACCUUAAGUUAAGCGUAAACUUUGAUGGUGCGAGGAAUAUUACAAAGGUGUAAACCCUGCCUAAAUAUUCUGUCACUUGUCAUCGUAACCAGGAAAAUCGCACUGUGUGUAUUAGCUGUGUUUCGGAGAUGAACAAUCGAAAAUACCAGCAGUGAAUGUAAUUCGUGAUUUAUUAAAAUCAUAAUUGUAACACUG
Mizuhopecten yessoensis (Yesso scallop) is the source of this 2308-nucleotide messenger RNA. RefSeq names its product calmodulin-like. Gene Ontology annotation, molecular function: calcium ion binding; enzyme regulator activity. NCBI's taxonomy places the organism in Eukaryota, Metazoa, Mollusca, Bivalvia, Pectinida, Pectinidae. The transcript has 5 exons. The record is from RefSeq and is a predicted model, not a curated record. Bases 463 to 858 code for a protein of 131 amino acids.